AUGUUCUCCAAGACUUCAGCCGCCCUCAAGGGCGAAGUCUCUGGUCACAAGAACCUCCGUGUCGCUGUGGCACAGGAGAAGGCCAGUAAGGAUCACGUCAAGGGUUUGAUGGAGUCUGACAUGGACGCACAUGAGCUGUACAGCUACUGGGCCGACGAUCAUGGCGAUGAGGGCAUCGCUUCCGUGGCCAAAUCCCUUCUUGUUUUGGAAAAGGAGUGGCACCAGUGCCAGGGCAUGCUCGUCACGGCCCUCCGCAACAAGAAGGAAUUCACCAACCGCCUGCUCGCGGCUGAGAAGAACGUGUCCGAUCUGCACAAGGCGUUUGUCAAGGCCGAGAAGAACGAGCAACACGCUGAGAAGGAGCUCGAGAAGGCUCGCGGCAAGGAUCCGUCCAAGACCACAAAGGCUGAGGCCAAGUUCAGUGACGCGCAGCGCCAGAAGGAGGAGGCCGAGCAGGCCUAUGCCAAUGCGCGCGACAAGGAGCUCAAGGAGUGCCGCCGCGAUCUGCGCAAGGCCUGGCUCGAAUAUUACCGCAUCAAGGCCCGCGUCUACGAAGAAGGCGCAGCGGCUGCUCGCGAGUGCGCGGAGAUUGCGGAGCUCCUUCCCGAGGAUGUGGAUGAGGGCUUCAACGACACGCUCAAGAAGGAGAGUGAGCAAAUCGCCGAUGAGACGCGUGCCAAACUCGAAAAGAUGCGCCACGAGGAUGAAAUGCACAUCUCCAUCACCCCGCAGCACGUGCACCAGCAGGCGUAA
Messenger RNA from Monosiga brevicollis MX1, 753 nucleotides. RefSeq lists its product as uncharacterized. The coding region runs from base 1 to 753 and encodes 250 amino acids. Lineage: Eukaryota; Choanoflagellata; Craspedida; Salpingoecidae. The record is from RefSeq and is a predicted model, not a curated record. The transcript is spliced from 5 exons.